GUGAGGGCUCCGGCGGCGCCGGGAGGAGGGAGCGGCGCGGCACGGCUCGGCACGGCUCGGGAGUGCCAGCCCCUCUGCGGUAAAGGUGACUGGCUGCAGGGCUAAGCGGCUUGCAAGAUGGUAACGGACGCCGGCCAGAGCCAGCGUUUUAACUUAGGUUGCCGUUGCUUUUAUCCCCCGUUAACAGCGCGGUGUUGAUAGCGGAACGUUCGUGUCUCUAGGAUAGCCCUGGAGAGGCUGUUGCACAGACACGGGAACGGGGAGGAUGGGCGAAGAUUAAUCCCAUUUGAAGAGAAAAUGCUAUGCUAAAGCACCUUUAUCCUAAAAAAUACCAAAGUAAGGUACUAUUCUAUUGAAUUGUGCUGUCCAUACAAUGAAAAGUGUUAAUAUGGCAGAAUAACCAUGGGAGACUGGAAUUUCCUUGGAGGCAUUUUAGAGGAGGUCCACAUUCAUUCCACUAUCAUUGGAAAGAUUUGGCUAACGAUCCUCUUCAUAUUUCGAAUGCUUGUCCUUGGAGUGGCAACCGAGGAUGUUUGGAAUGAUGAACAAUCAGAAUUUAUAUGCAAUACUGAGCAGCCUGGUUGCAGGAAUGUGUGCUAUGAUGAGGCCUUUCCCAUCUCUCUCAUAAGAUACUGGGUCUUGCAAGUUAUAUUUGUGUCUUCCCCUUCCUUGGUGUAUAUGGGUCAUGCCUUAUACAGACUAAGAGCAUUGGAAAAAGAGAGGCAAAAAAAGAAAGCUCAGGUAAGGGUGGAACUUGAAAGCACUGAAUUAGAAAUGACUGAAAAUCGUAAAAGACUGGAGAGAGAGCUCCGGCAACUGGAUCAAAGAAAGCUAAACAAAGCACCCCUAAGAGGCUCUUUGCUCUGCACUUACGUGAUACAUAUUUUCACAAGAUCUGCAGUGGAAGUUGGCUUUAUGAUUGGGCAGUAUCUUCUCUAUGGUUUUCACUUAGAUCCCCUUUAUAAAUGUCAGAGAGACCCAUGUCCAAACACAGUUGACUGCUUUGUAUCUAGACCAACAGAAAAGACAGUGUUUAUAUUAUUUAUGCAAUCAAUAGCAACUGUAUCAUUGCUUUUAAAUAUUCUAGAAAUUAUCCACUUAGGAUUCCGAAAAAUUAAAAUGGGACUCUGUGAGCAGAAUAAAAACAAAGAUGACUCUGAGAAUUUCUACAUAAACAAAUCUAAGAAAUACUCUGUGAUACCACACUCUUCUUUGGGAAUAUCCACCACCCCUCAGAAAACACUUCCUUGUGCUCUUAGCAGUUACGCCUUUUUGAUGGAAAAGCAAACUGACACUAUGCUCUACCCAGUUUUAAAUUCUCCUUCUAUGUUUCAGUCUGUGCAAAAUAACCAUACAGAAAGCAGCAGCAAUUACACCCAUUGCAAUCAGGAAAAUAAAUCUCCAAAGAAGAGGCCAGCUACAAAUGCUUUAGACAAUCAGACUCAAAAUGCUAGCACAAAUAAUAAUGAAGGCUUUCUUGGCGAGCUUUGGACUGAGACACAUGAUGCACAAGAAGAGGCUGAAAAGAAACCUUUUCUUGUUGAUACUCAGAAUGCAGAUACUGCCUCAAACGUGUACUUGAGAAGCUUUGCUGAGAUGCCAUGUCAAACUUCAUUGCAACCUGGUACAACUUUUCCUAGUACCAGUCUUAGGCAACAGGCAGUGGUUGAGAGCACAGGAAUACCAACAAAUUCUCUUCCAAGGAACAGUGACAGAAGACAGAACAGUUUCAAUGUAAACAAAGCCCAAAUUCCUUACAAUGCUGAUGGAAAAAAUUCCAGCCGACCAGACACUUCUGAUUCUGUGGGGGUGGUGAGCUCAGAAUCUACACAAAGCAGAAGCUGGAAUAGUCCUAAGCUUUUCUCUCUGUCUAGGCAACAGUCACUGUCAAGUAAUGCCAGCAGUAGGCGUGCCCCCACUGAUCUUCAAAUAUAGCGUGAGUUAACCCAUUAGCUGCACUAACCAAUGCUGGGAUAAUUCCUGAACAGAGAUAUAACCCAGACCUAUGUGUAAGUGCAGCUAAAUAAUUCAACUUUCACCAGCUGUUUACAUAGUUGUGUAACCCUUUGAAUAGUAGCUAAGUAAUUUUAAACAGUUUCUUUACUUCCUUUGUAAUGAAAAUGUGACAUAGACCUCAGUGUAUAAACUUCUACACUCCAGCUAAAAAGGAAAACGUACAUCCUCUCAAUCCACAUAUUAGGAAAAAGGCAUAAAAUCACAGCUGAUACUAUUAAAACUGAAUAAAAGUAGAAGACAAAAUUUACAGUCUAAUGAUAUUUUUACAAAGACCAGUAAAUUAAAUUAGGCUAAAGAUGCUCUCAGAAGAACUUAUUGGUAAACAUGUCUCUGCCUAAUCAGUCUGAGAAUUCAGACAGACAUUUGGUAGCUGACCAAAAGCGGAAGGUCAAACUUAUUCCACUGUUCAAACUGUUGUAAAUACAAAGAGAAAAAGCAUUUACAAAACAGAUCACUAAUUUGUUGGCUCCAUGGUACACUUUUUUUCAGUAUAUCGCCACUGACUUUCUCAGCAGAAAAAUAAAAGUGAAUUUCUUAUAGUAUACUAUCAGAAUUCAAUACACCACUAAUUUUUUAAAACAUCAUGAAUUAUAGAUAUGUUGUGAGCUUUACUUUUGACAUUUUUCAUAACACUAAUAAGACAGCAAAAUCAGAAAACAAGUUACUGAAAUUUGCUAAUCAGACAUUUUGAAUUUCACAAACCAGAAGGCUUACUAUGGAAAACAGAACAAC
Vidua macroura (Pin-tailed whydah) is the source of this 2748-nucleotide messenger RNA. RefSeq names its product gap junction protein alpha 9 (gene GJA9). Bases 403 to 1935 code for a protein of 510 amino acids. The record is from RefSeq and is a predicted model, not a curated record. Gene Ontology annotation, biological process: cell communication. The transcript is spliced from 3 exons. Gene Ontology annotation, cellular component: connexin complex. Lineage: Eukaryota; Metazoa; Chordata; Aves; Passeriformes; Viduidae.